Pelodiscus sinensis (Chinese soft-shelled turtle) is the source of this 2368-nucleotide messenger RNA. Its product is annotated as zinc finger protein RFP-like. The record is from RefSeq and is a predicted model, not a curated record. NCBI's taxonomy places the organism in Eukaryota, Metazoa, Chordata, Testudines, Trionychidae. Gene Ontology annotation, molecular function: protein binding.
AUUGCUGAGCUCAGGAAAGUGAAACAAGCCCCUUGACACUGCCCAGAGGGAGCCAUGGCUACAGAGAGCCCCGUGGAACGUCUCUCGGAAGAAGCGACGUGUCCCGUCUGCUUGGAUUAUUUCACGGCCCCUGUCACUCUGGAGUGUGGGCACAAUUUCUGCCAGGCCUGCCUCAGCCGGUGCUGGGAAGAACGCAACACAGCCGCUUCCUGCCCUCAAUGCAGAGACACUGUACAGAAUAAACACCUCCAGCCCAACAGGCAGCUGGCCAAUAUAGUGGAAAUAGCCAAGCGGCUGAUUUUGCAGGCAGGGAAGGGCACAGAAGGGAGCGGGGUGUGCGGUGAACACCAGGAGACUCUGAAGCUUCUCUGUGAGGAGGAUCCUAUAUAUGUGGUGUAUGACAGGUCCCGGGCUCGUGGAGCUCACGCUGUGGUUCCUAUACAGGAAGCUGCCCAGGCGUACAAGAAACAGACAGAAACCCAAAGGCAGAAGAUUAUGGGGGAGUUUCAGCAUCUUCAGCAGUUCCUGGAGGAACACGAGCGACUCCUGCUGGCCCAGAUGAAGAAGCUGGAGGAGAAGCUGGAUGCCAGCAGCACCUUGAGCAGGUGUGAGCAGGAGCAGUUCCAGCAGCCAGAGGAGAUUUCUCCAGAACUGGGAGACCAAGUCAGUGGUUUCUGCCAGAUAACUCUUGCGCUGUCGGAGACUCUGAGGGAGUUCAAAGACACUCUGCCCUCUGCACUGGAGAGAGCAAGAGGAAGAUCCCUGCGAGCAUUCAGACACGCGAAUGUGACACUAGAUCCGGACACGGCCAAUCCCCAGCUUUUCCUGUCUGAGAAUCGAAAAUGUGUGACGUGGGGGGACACGGAGCAGCAACUCUCCGACAUCCCUGAGCGAUAUGACUGUCGGGCCUGUGUGCUGGGCUGUGAGGGGUUCACUGUGGGGAGACACUGCUGGGAGGUGGAGUCGUGGGGUGAGCCAUACUGGGCUGUGGGGGUGGCCAGAGAUUCCAUCAGCAGAAAGGGAUGGACCAGCCUUAGCCCUGAGGGGGGGAUCUGGGCUGUGGAGCUGUGGGGGGGUGAGUUCCUGGCUCUCACCAACCCUCAGACCCACCUGCCUCUGACCCGAGCCCCCCGCAGGAUCCAAGUUUGCCUGGACUGUGACCGGGGGCAGGUCGCAUUUGUCGAUGCUGAUGCCAAGACCUUGAUUUUCACAUUCCUGCCGGGCUCCCUCCCUGGGGAGAGACUCCGACCCUGGUUCUGGGUGUGGCUGGGAUCCCAGCUCCGCCUGAGUCCCUGAAAACAGCCUCUCUAGCCUCACACACACACCAGUCUCUGACCCUGGAGGACUCCUCUCUACCCAGCCCCUGGCUCCUCAUCUCUGUCAUACCUGAACACUUCUACCCCUCUCUCCCUGCAGCUCCAGGCAUGGGAGGGGGACAGGGAAGAACUCCUGGGCCUACAGGAUGAGCAGGGGGUUCCUGAGGGCAGAGGUGAGGGCUGAACAUGAACAGAACUAGCAGCCAGGCGGGGUACAGGCAGCGGUUGGAGUACGGGGGCAGGACACAGAAUCAAUCAGGGUUUGGGAAGGUUGGGGAGAAUCUGAAUGCUCCGAAGCAGCAGGGAGUGAUUUAUAGCAAUCUGCCAGCCAGCGCUCCUGCCACCAGGUCAAAGUCACCUUCUUCCCUUGUAGCUGUGGGAGAUCCGGUAACACUGGGAUUGCCACACACAGAGUGCUGGGGUGGGUAAGGGAUGCUGAUUGACCAGAAAUCUUUAAAAAUCAUCUUUGGGUCAGUCUGCUGCUUUAAAAAAAAAAAAACUCCUGAGGCUGGCAACCCUGGGGGAGGCAGGGCCGGGACAAGUUUAACCAGACGGAAUUAGAAAAAGGAAGAAAAAAAAUGCAAAUUAAAAUAAAACAAUAAUAGAGGGACAUGAAUGGUGAAAGACAGAAAAGAAAAAGGUGACAGGAAAGUAUCCCUGGCAGAGAAACCAGCCCAGAGGCAGCAAGAGGGGAAGGGAUAAAAUCAGGGGACAGAACGGAGCAGUCCAGGGGGAUGAUCUGUAACAGGGAAGGUAGGAGAAUGGGAGAGACGCAGGAAAAUAAACAGGGCUGGGGACUGAAGGGGAGAAAAAUGUUGAGUAGCAAAGGACAAAAGAAAGAAGAAGGGGACAGAGAUUGGUUAAAUGUUACUGAACUAGAGGCUGUAACCUGUUAAUUCCGUAUAUUCGUUCCUGGACAGUUGUCCGGUUGUUGUGCCAUUAAGAAAACUGUUCUCGGUAGCUGGAGAUCACCUUUCUGUGUGGGGUUUGUAACGCUCCUUCUCCGCUCCUGUUUGCUUACACGAUUUAGUUACUUACUGUAAAUAAAACAC